AUAAGAAAAACCCAAGUGCCAUAAUCAUCGAAACUAACAGAAUACCAAAAAUAAAAAAUAAAUUCAAAAUUUAUAAAUUUUCAAGAAGUUAGAAAAUAACAAAACAAACAUGAUUCAUAAAUAUUCAAUACUUUUUCUAUCGGCUUACUUAUUGUUUGCCGUUGCCGAUCCUUCUAUUGAUUCACCAACACAUAAAAGUGAUGAUUCCAUUGAUGUUAGUUCAUCAAUCGGUGUUAGUAGCCAUCAUCAUGAUGGUAGUAAUAAUAAUGGUGGUGGUGGUGGUGAUGGAUCAAAUAAUAAUGGUCCACAACAUUUAACACCCGGUAUGGUUGAAGAUUUACUUGCAAAUGAAUCAACAAUGGAUGGAACAAUGCGUAUACCAAGUCCAAUUGGACCAUCAUCAUUAUCACAUGCAUCCGUUGUUGAUUCCGAAUCUGAUCUUAUGGGUGCAGAAUCGGAUUCUAAAUUUUCUCUUUCCAAACUUAAAAGACCGUUUGCUCGACUGCCAUUUGAUCUUCGAUUCAAUACUCGAUUUUUGAAUGGUCCAUUAAUGACAUCCGGUUCGAAUAUAUUACCACAAAUUCAUCAUUCACCACCACCGAUGCGUGGUCCAGGACCACAAAUGAUGCGUCAACCUGGUCCACCACAAAUGCGACCACCAUUUUUACCAAAUGGACCAAGUCCCAAUCAUAGAGGACCACCAAUGCCACAAUUUCAACAUCAACAUUCUCCACCUGGAUUUGGUGGCCAUCAACCAAUGUUUAAAUCAUUACCACCACAUGGACUUAUGCAAUCAGGACCAAAAUCAUUGAUGCCACCUCAAUCACAAAUGCAAAUGAUUCAUCAUCAAGGUCCACCACCACCACCCCAACAACAGCCACAACAACAACAACAACAACAAGGUCCGCCUGGAUCACCAGCUCAUAUGGAUAAUGAACCAACAGGUAUGAGUGGUAUUGAUCCAAUGCUUCACACUAUUGCUGAAUAUAUUGAUUCCGGAGAUGAUAAUAACAGACAUAAUGAAUUGAUUAAUGAUUAUGAUCGUCAAACAGCAUCGAAUGAAAUAUGGCCAAUUGCACAACCUGAAUUAGCUAAAAUUGUUCAUUUAGAUGUUAAAUGUGAAAAGAAUUUUAUGAAAGUUUCAGUUGAAUUUGAUCGUCCAUUCAAUGGUAUCAUAUUUAGUAAAGGACAUUUUAGUCAACCAAAUUGUAUACAUUUGCCAUCCAGUUCUGGUCGUUCAUCAAUCUAUUUCGAUAUACGUAUUGAUAGUUGUGGUACUACCGGUAAUAUGGGACCAAAUUCAUUGACUGCCUUUGGCAACGUUAAUGCUGGAAACUUUUUCGAAAAUACUGUCAUAUUUCAAUAUGAUCCAUUUGUACAAGAAGCUUGGGAUCAAGCACGAAAACUUCGAUGUACAUGGCAUGAUCAAUAUGAAAAAUCUGUAUCCUUCCGUCCAUUCCCAGUCGAUAUGGUUGAUGUAGUUCGUGCCGAUUUUGCUGGUGAUAAUGUUGGUUGUUGGAUGCAGAUUCAAGUUGGUCGUGGUCCAUGGGCAAGUGAAGUAGCUGGUAUUGUAAAGAUUGGUCAAACAAUGACAAUGGUAUUGGCUAUCAAAGAUGAGGAAAAUAAAUUCGAUAUGUUGGUUAGAAAUUGUGUAGCUCAUGAUGGUAAACGAGCACCGAUCGAAUUGGUCGAUACUAAUGGUUGUAUUGUACGAUCAAAACUUAUGUCUAAGUUUACGAAGAUCAAAAACUUUGGCUCAAGUGCAUCGGUGUUGAGUUAUGCACAUUUUCAAGCAUUCAAAUUUCCCGAUUCAAUGGAAGUACAUUUUCAAUGUACCAUACAGAUCUGUAAAAAUAGUUGUCCGGAACAAUGUGAUCAAUCUGGACAAUCAAAUAUUCAUUAUAUUAAUCAUCAGAUUUCUGGUACAAUGCAAAAUCUACAAAAUCAUCGAGAUAUUAUGGGCGGUAGUAGUAGUGAUAUCUAUCUUGGUUCAGAUAUGCCAUCAGCAGCUGCACAAAUCGGUGAACUACCUGGACGAUCGGAUAAUAGUGUAUUGGCUAGACCUCGUGAAGUUCGUGAUGUAAGUGGUGAAUUGAAAGAAAUCCUCCAGGAAACAAAUGCUACAGCAGCUAAAGAAGUUGGCGUGGAAAAAAUCAUCCGUGUCAUAUCUACUGGUGAUCUUAGUUUUGCUACAUCGGAUAAAUUGACUGCUGAACAAUCAAUUACGGAAACGAAUGAAACAUCUAAUGGAACAUCAAAUAGUAAUAAUCAUUAUCGAAAUGGACCAAAAUCUUGGCUUUCGGAAAAGAUGAAUGAAAAAAUUUGCAUGUCAUCGAUUAAUUUUCUCGUAUGUUUUGUAACAUUAUCGACUUUAGCAUUAUUUUUUUGCACUUGUUCAGUGGUAAUGUGUUGCCGUAAACGUUCAAUUUAUGGUGAUCAUGUGGCUACAGCAGCAAUAUUACAUGGUUCGGUACAUUUAAAUGGAAAAUCUUCAGGUAAAAAAACUUCGGCAAAAGAAGCACAAUUGAUUAAAAAUGGUAAACGUGGUAAACAUGAACAAAAUUGUCAUGAUAGUAGCUAUGGAUCACAACAGACAGUCAUACCGGUCAUGUCGGGUAAUGGUACAAAUGGUGCUUAUCUAGGUAGUUCAUCGGUAUUAUCACCACGGGUACAAGCAUCAGCCGGUACUACAAAUGGCUAUGUUAUGUAUCAUUGAAAAUAUAUCCCGAAUUUUCAAUUAAACCAAAAAAAAAA
Dermatophagoides pteronyssinus (European house dust mite) is the source of this 2754-nucleotide messenger RNA. RefSeq lists its product as uncharacterized. Lineage: Eukaryota; Metazoa; Arthropoda; Arachnida; Sarcoptiformes; Pyroglyphidae. The record is from RefSeq and is a predicted model, not a curated record.